Messenger RNA from Cetraspora pellucida, 4866 nucleotides. The record is from the annotation of a GenBank genome assembly. NCBI's taxonomy places the organism in Eukaryota, Fungi, Glomeromycota, Glomeromycetes, Diversisporales, Gigasporaceae.
CUCCAAGACCUGGGUGUCAACCCAGCAAACAUAGGGUUCAAUUGGUUGACUAUGGAGUCAGAUCGUUUUAUAUGUGUGCGUGAAACUGUAGGAGGAGCGAAUCAAGUUGUCAUAAUCGACCUUAAUGAUCUUCAAAAUGUAAUGAAACGACCAAUUUCUGCUGAUUCUGCAAUAAUGCAUCCAACAAGCAAAAUUCUCGCUCUAAAAGCUCAGAGGCAACUACAGAUUUUCAAUCUUGAUCUAAAAUCAAAAGUCAAAUCUCAUAAUAUGCAUGAGGAUGUUGUUUUUUGGAAAUGGAUAAACGUCAAAACGCUUGGUCUCGUUACAGGAACUGCUGUUUAUCAUUGGUCUAUGGAUGGCGAUUCUCAGCCAACUAAAGUCUUUGAUAGGCACGUAAGCUUACAGAGUGCUCAAAUAAUUAAUUAUCGUGUGAAUUCGGAUGAAAAAUGGAUGGUACUUGUUGGUAUAUCAGCCGAGGAUGGAAGGGUUGCCGGUCAUAUGCAACUGUUUUCUAAGGAACGUCAAGUCAGUCAGCCAAUUGAAGGUCAUGCUGCUGCAUUCGCCACUUUAACGUUAGAAAAUGGUGUUUCCCCUACAAGAUUGUUUACGUUCGCCGUACGAAAUCCAUCUGGCGCAAAAUUACAUAUCGUUGAAAUCGAUCAUAAAGAUGAAAAUCCACAAUUUGCUAAAAGGACGGUUGAUGUCUUUUUCCCUGCGGAAGCUAGUACUGAUUUUCCCGUCGCUAUGCAAGUUAGCAAAAAAUAUAGUAUAAUCUUUCUUGUCACCAAAUUUGGUUAUAUCCACUUAUACGACUUGGAGACUGGUACAUGCAUCUAUAUGAACCGAAUAAGUGGUGAAACAAUUUUUGUAACUGCUGAACAUGAAGCAACAAGUGGAAUUAUUGGUGUCAACCGAAAGGGUCAGGCAAAUGAUAAUAAUAUAAUUCCUUACAUAAUGUCGACGCUCAAUAAUCCUGAUCUAGCUGUGAGAGUUGCUACAAGAUGCAAUUUACCGGGUGCUGAAGAAUUGUAUGUUAAAAAGUUUAUGGAAUUAUACGCAGCUGGACAGUAUAAUGAAGCGGCUAAAGUUGCUGCCAAUGGACCAAGGGGCGUUCUUCGCACACAACAAACUAUUGAGCGGUUUAAAGCAGUUCCUAUACAGCCUGGCACAUUGUCGCCGAUCUUACAAUAUUUUGGUAUUAUUUUGGAAAAAGGAGAGCUCAACAAGUAUGAAUCACUUGAACUUGCGCGACCUGUUUUGGCACAAGGCCGCAAGCAAUUACUUGAAAAAUGGCUAAAAGAAGACAAGUUGGAAUGUAGCGAAGAACUUGGUGAUAUUGUUCGCCAAUACGAUCUUACAUUGGCUUUAUCAGUAUAUCUUCGUGCCAAUGUCCCAAAUAAGGUCAUUGCAUGUUUUGCCGAGACUGGUCAAUACUCUAAGAUCGUCCUUUACGCGAAAAAAGUCGGGUUUCAACCAGAUUAUCCUUCUCUUUUGCAAAAAAUUAUGCGACUUGAUCCAGACAAAGGUGGUGAAUUCGCUGCUAUGUUGGCUACUGAUGAGAGCGGACCUUUAGUCGAUAUCGAACGAAUUGUUGAUGUUUUUAUGUCACAAAAUUUGAUUCAACAAGCAACAUCAUUUUUAUUGGAUGCUCUAAAAGAUAAUAAACCAGAACAAGCACAUUUACAAACUCGGUUACUUGAAAUGAAUCUUAUGCAUGCCCCGCAAGUUGCCGAUGCAAUUCUUGGCAAUGAAAUGUUUAGCUAUUACGAUAAACAUUCUAUCGCCUCACUUUGCGAAAGGGCUGGGCUACUCCAAAGAGCACUAGAACAUUACACUGACAUCAAUGAUAUUAAACGAGUUAUUGUUCAUACUCAAUCAUUAAAUAGUGAUUUUGUCAUCAAUUACUUUGGCAAUUUAUCUGUCGACCAAUCAUUAGAUGUGUUGAAAGAAAUGCUUAAAGUAAAUAUUAGGCAGAACUUGCAAAUAGUUGUACAAAUUGCCACUAAAUAUUCGGAGCAAUUACAACCUUUGAAUUUGAUUCAAUUGUUUGAGUCGUUUAAGACAUAUGAAGGCCUUUAUUACUAUCUUGGCUCAAUUGUUAAUCUUAGUACGGACCCCGAUGUUGUUUUUAAAUAUAUUCAGGCCGCUGUGAAGACUAGUCAAAUUAAAGAGGUUGAAAGGAUCUGUCGAGAAAGCCAGUAUUAUGAUCCAGAAAAAGUGAAAAAUUUCCUCAAGGAAGCUAAACUCGCAGAUCAACUUCCAUUGAUAAUUGUGUGUGACCGAUUUGACUUUGUUCAUGAUUUAGUUCUAUAUUUAUAUCAGCAGAACAUGACAAAAUACAUAGAAGUUUAUGUUCAAAAAGUUAAUUCUGCUCGUACUCCUGCUGUAGUUGGUGGUCUUCUCGAUGUUGACUGUGAUGAAAUAGUUAUCAAAAAUCUUUUAUCAUCUGUUACUGGUCAUGUACCUGUUGAUCAACUUGUUCAAGAAGUUGAAAAGCGCAAUCGUCUUAAGUUGCUUUUACCAUGGCUGGAGCAGCGUGUUAAUGAAGGUUCUCAAGAUUCAGCUGUUUUUAAUGCUUUAGCCAAGAUAUAUAUUGAUAGUAAUAAUAAUCCUGAAGCCUUUUUAAGAGAGAAUACGCUUUACGAUUCUUCAGCAAUUGGCAAAUAUUGUGAAAAGCGUGACCCAUAUCUCGCCUUUAUCGCCUAUCAACGUGGACAAUGUGAUCAUGAACUUGUCAAAGUUACAAAUGAGAAUUCCAUGUUUAAACAUCAAGCUCGUUAUUUGAUAAAACGUCGUGAUCUAACGCUUUGGGCUCAUGUCCUGGAUCCAAAUAAUAUGUACCAAUCUAUUGAUCCAGAAGAUGUUUCUGUUACUGUUAAAGCAUUUAUGGCUGCUGAUUUACCAAUUGAAUUGAUAGAAUUAUUAGAAAAACUUAUUUUAGACAAUACUGCCUUCAGUGAUAAUCGAACUCUUCAAAAUCUUUUAAUUCUUACAGCUAUUAAAGCCGAUAAAGCUAAAGUGAUGGAUUACAUAAAUAAGCUUAAUAAUUUUGAUGCUCCAGAUGUUGCUGAAAUUGCUGUUAAAAAUGGACUUUUUGAAGAAGCUUUUACAAUAUACAAAAAACAUGAUGAAAAUACUAGUGCAAUUAAUGUAUUGAUAGAACAUAUUGGUAGCAUUGACCGAGCAUCUGAAUUUGCAGAAAGUUGUAAUAAUCCUGAAGUUUGGAGUCGUUUAGCUAAGGCACAAAUCGAAGGUUUAAGAAUUAAAGAUUCAAUUGAUUCAUAUAUUCGUGCUGAUGAUCCAAAUAACUUUAACGAGGUUAUAGAUAUUUCAUCACGCGCUGGUAAACAUGAAGAACUCGUUAAAUAUUUGCAAAUGUGCCGUAAAAAACUUCGGGAGCCUGUCGUAGAUAGUGAGCUGUUGUUCGCAUAUGCAAAAACCGAAAGAUUCAACGACCUUGAAGAUUUCCUAAAUUCACCUAACGUGGCGCAAAUACAAGUAGUUGGAGAUCGAUGCUAUGAUGAGGGCUUGUAUGCAGCAGCUAAAAUAUUGUUCCAAAGCAUUUCAAAUUGGGCUCGAUUGGCUUCUACACUUGUGCACCUAGGAGAAUACCAAGCUGCUGUUGACGGUGCACGAAAAGCUAGCAGUACAAGGGUUUGGAAAGAUGUUCAUGAUGCUUGCGUGCAACAUAAAGAAUUCCGUCUCGCACAUAUCUGUGGUCUUAGUCUAAUUGUUCACGCCGAAGAAUUACAAGAUAUAAUUCGCAGAUAUGAAUACAACGGUUACACGGAUGAAAUCUUAUCUCUGCUUGAAGCUGGUCUUGGAUUAGAAAGAGCACAUAUGGGAAUGUUUACUGAAUUGGCGAUCUUAUAUACUAAAUAUCGUCCGGAAAAAACAGAUGAGCAUCUACGACUUUUCUGGUCACGUCUUAAUAUUUCAAAAGUUAUUCGAGCAUGUGAUGAAGCACAUUUAUGGAAGGAGAUGGUUUUCUUAUAUGAGAAUUAUGAUGAAUUUGAUAAUGCAUCUCUCGCAAUGAUGAAUCAUGCAGCAGAUGCUUGGGAACAUUCUCGUUUUAAGGACAUUAUUGUUAAAGUCAGCAAUGUUGAAAUUUAUUACAAGGCGUUAAAAUUCUAUAUGGAUGAACAUCCUCUCUUGCUCAAUGAUUUAUUGGUUUCUCUUACUCCACGAAUUGAUCACACUAGAGUUGUUCAAAUGUUUCAUAAAGCUGAUAAUUUGCCAUUAAUAAAAUCUUAUUUGAUAUCUGUUCAAGAAAUAAAUAAUGAAGCUGUAAACGAUGCUUAUAAUGAUAUAUUAAUUGAAGAAGAAGAUUAUAAAUCUUUACGUGAUUCUAUUGAUAGUUUUGAUAAAUUUGACAACAUCAGUCUUGCUAAAAGGCUCGAAAAACACGACCUUCUUGAAUUUCGACGUAUUGCUGCUCACCUAUACAAAAAAAACAAACGCUGGGAACAGUCUAUUUCUUUAUCUAAAGAAGACCGCCUUUUCAAAGAUGCUAUUGAAACAGCUAGUGAAUCUCGAUCAACAGAAAUUGUUGAAGAACUUUUGGAAUAUUUUGUACAGAUUGGGAAUAAGGAAUGUUUUACUGCAUGUCUUUAUACAUGUUAUGAUCUUGUCCGUCCUGAUGUAGUCUUAGAAUUGGCUUGGAAACAUGGUCUCUCUGAUUUCGCUAUGCCAUAUCUAAUUCAAGUUAUGCGUGAAUUCUCUACAAAAAUUGAUAUGUUGGAGAAGGCUAACGAUGAAAGAACAAAAGAACAGGAACGCGAAAAGAGUGAAAGUGAAACCCCUAUGAUGCCUCCAAUUGGAUUAGGGAACCAACUUAUGAUUACGCAAGGAUCAGGACAAGGGUAA